AUGGCAUUGAAUGAUUCAAGUCUAAAUUCACAAUGUUAUAUGUAUGAAAACGAUAUAAAUUUCAAAACUUAUCUAUCAAUUCACCACGCAAAUUGUCAAACUUCAAAUAUUUGUAUUGAAAAAUCGUCAGUAAGUUAUCCAAGAGAAAAUGCUACAUUUCUAAUGUUAUGUCGUAACCUGGACAUGUAUGAAGUUUUACAAACAGUUCAAAUCGUUCAAGAUAGAUUUAACAACAAGUUCAAUUACGAUUAUACCUUCUUAAAUGACGAACCAUUUACAGAUGAAUUUAUAUACUUGAUCAGCUCGUAUAUAACAAAAGGUAAAAUUAAUUUUGGAAUGAUUCCCACUGAGCAUUGGUGGUAUCCCUCACAUAUUAAUCAAACUUUAGCUCAAGAAAUUAGAGAAAAUUUUGCAGAUGUACCUUAUGGAAAUUUGGAAAGUUAUCGACACAUGUGUAGAUACUUUUCUGGAUUUUUUUAUAAGCAUCCCAUGGUGAGACAAUAUCAAUAUUAUUGGAGAAUUGAACCAAAUAUAAAGUUAACAUGUGACAUCAAUGAAGAUCUUUUUAAAUUUAUAAAAGUGAAUGAUAAAAAAUAUGGAUUUGUUAUUUCUUUAUUUGAAUACUCCGAAACUAUACCUACUUUGUGGUCAAAUGUAUUGGAAUUUAUCAAAUUAAAAAACUUGAAACCGGAGUUGUUACAUGCUUUACUUAAUGAUUACGAUUGGUACAAUUUAUGUCAUUUCUGGUCAAAUUUUGAGAUUGCAAACUUAGAUAUUUUCAAUAAUAAUGAAAUUUAUGAAGAAUUUUUCAAAUUUUUAGAUUCAAAAGGAGGAUUUUAUUAUGAGAGAUGGGGUGAUGCACCAAUUCAUACAAUCGGUCUUAUGCUAAGUUUAAAAAAAGAAGAUUUUCAUUGGUUUAAUCAAGUAGGAUAUUAUCAUCCACCUUUUUCAGCGUGUCCUCAAAAUUCUAAAAUUUAUUUGGAAAAUAAAUGUGUUUGUGACCCAGAAGAUGACGUGAAUCUGAACAACCAAUUUAGCUGUACAAAUCACUUUUUGAAAUUGUUAAAAGGUUAA
Messenger RNA from Lodderomyces pseudojiufengensis, 1074 nucleotides. It is a transcript of the gene MNT3, whose product is annotated as Mnt3p. Gene Ontology annotation, cellular component: Golgi apparatus; membrane. The transcript is spliced from 2 exons. Gene Ontology annotation, molecular function: alpha-1,2-mannosyltransferase activity. NCBI's taxonomy places the organism in Eukaryota, Fungi, Ascomycota, Pichiomycetes, Serinales, Debaryomycetaceae. Bases 1 to 1074 code for a protein of 357 amino acids. Gene Ontology annotation, biological process: cell wall mannoprotein biosynthetic process; protein O-linked glycosylation; protein N-linked glycosylation. The record is from RefSeq and is a predicted model, not a curated record.